AGCAAAACAAAACAGCACCAUUGUUGCGUUGAAAACCACACGAAUCACUUCUCAAUCUGCGCUGUCCACCCUUUGGUCUGUUGUGUGUUCGGAAAGCGGAAAAGAAAUAAGAGGUGAAAGCAAACGAAACAGAAAACAUCAUCCUACUCAUCAAGCCCAGCAGCACCCUCGGAGAAAGUUGAACGAAUUUUUCGGUGACGAAACACUGGAAUAUCCGCGUGAACCAGACCAAUCGACACACUGUCCGCCAGGGUUGGUGAAUGUCACUGUUUAGGCCAGCGAACGUUUAACGGUUUAGUAGUGUGCCUACCGAAAAGUUUUCUCCACACCACUUACACAACGGCAAGCGGGCGGCCGGCACAACACCACCUUGGAAAGCGGCGUCACUCCGCUGCCAACAACGAUUCCGAUCGGCGUUUAGUUUAUUCAUCGUUUACACCUCGGCGCGACGGACGUGUUCUUUGUUCAGGUUCCGCGUUCGGUCCGGUCAUUUAUUCCCAACCAACAAGGAGAAUCUUUCGCGGCAUUGCUAGUGCGUUCCGUUCCGGCUACCUACGUGGUGACGGUAGUGUGAAAGUUACCAGUGGAGCGUUCAUUAGAAUCCGACGUGCUUUCGCCGUGUGUGUUAAUUUGCAUAGCAACUUCUGGUGCCCUCCGUUGAGGUGCUAAAAGUCGGUAGCGGCCACCAAUCGAAGCACCAAAAUGGUCACCGUUUCCGGCGUUCUUGGGAGCACCAGUGCGGUUCUGGUGUCGCUGUUCAUACUGCGAAAGGUGGUGCCGUGGGUCUAUCAGAACCUCAUCGGUCCGAAGGUGUUCGGUUGCCGUAUCAAUCUGAAAAAGCUUGGCGAAUGGGCAUUAAUCACCGGUGCCACCGACGGCAUAGGAAAAGCGUAUGCUCAAGCGCUCGCCAAAAAGGGCCUCAACGUGAUUCUGGUGAGUCGAACGCUCUCGAAGCUGGAAGAUGUUGCAAAAGAGAUAGAAACGGAAUACAAGGUGCGAACGAUGGUGAUCGAUGCCGACUUUACGGGGGGUGCCGAAAUUUACGAAAAGAUCCGGGCUCGGAUCGAGAACCUAGAUAUCGGUGUGCUGGUUAACAAUGUCGGAAUGAGCUACGCUAAUCCCGAGUAUCUCCUUGAGCUUCCGGAUAGCGAGAAGCUGAUCAAUAACUUGCUCAACUGUAAUGUUCUCUCGGUAACGCGUAUGUGUCAGCUUGUGAUGCCCGGAAUGGUAGCACGGCACGCCGGGGUGGUUAUCAACAUUUCCUCCCUUUCGGCCGUCAUACCUGCACCGCUUCUAACCAUCUAUUCCGCCUCGAAGGCGUACAUGGACAAGCUGAGUGAAGAUUUGGCCUCAGAGUAUGCGAAACAUAACAUCGUGGUCCAGUCCGUGCUUCCGGGACCGGUAGCAACCAACAUGUCGAAGAUCCGCAAGAGCACCUGGAUGGCCUGUUCACCGAAAGUGUUUGUAGCAAACGCUAUCAACACCCUGGGUCAUACGCGUCAAACUACGGGAUACUUUCCGCACGCCCUUCUCGAGCUGGCCAUCAAUAUGUUGCGUUUCAUUUCGCCGCGCUUGAUGGAAAAGAUAACACUAAAUACGAUGCAAAACAUUCGGGCUCGAGCGAUGAAGAAAUCUUCCGCCACAACGGCGUCGCGAACUGGUGGCGAAGCCGCGGAAUUAACGAAGCCUGCUGGAUCUUCAUAAAUUAAUUAGUUGUCUACGAAGCGAUAAAGUGUUAUUUUGAUCGAUCAAAAGUUUGAUUGCAAAGCUACGGUU
Molecule: messenger RNA, 1776 nt
Organism: Anopheles bellator
Lineage: Eukaryota; Metazoa; Arthropoda; Insecta; Diptera; Culicidae
Gene: spidey
Product: very-long-chain 3-oxoacyl-CoA reductase
Exons: 5
Coding region: 703-1704 (333 amino acids)
Cellular component (GO): endoplasmic reticulum
Molecular function (GO): oxidoreductase activity
Source: RefSeq, a predicted model, not a curated record